Molecule: messenger RNA, 1459 nt
Organism: Spirodela intermedia
Lineage: Eukaryota; Viridiplantae; Streptophyta; Magnoliopsida; Alismatales; Araceae
Source: the annotation of a GenBank genome assembly
AUGGAAAUCCAGGAGCCCCUCAACUCUGCUAACAGGCCCAGGCAGCCCACAUUGUCUCCCUUGAGGAUCUUGAGGGGUGCUUUGUUGUUGGCGAUGUUCCUCUCAACUGCGUUCAUGCUGUUAGUUUGCUUAGCGCCCUGGACUGCUGUGGUGUUGAGAUUUUUCAGCGUCCACUAUAGCAGGGUGGCGACAUCUUGCCUCUUCGGUGCAUGGCUGUCUAUGUGGCCUCUGUUGUUCGAGAAAAUAAACGGGACAAAAGUGGUGUUUUCCGGAGAAUAUGUGCCCGAAAAGGAGCGAGUUCUGAUACUUGCCAACCACAGAACUGAGGUGGACUGGAUGUACUUGUGGGAUCUUGCAGCGAGAAAAGGCCGGCUAGGUUACAUCAGAUAUGUGCUCAAGAGCAGUCUGAUGAGGUUGCCCGUGUUCGGUUGGGCCUUUCAGAUUCUCGAGUUCAUCCCUGUGGAGAGGAAAUGGGAACUCGAUGAAUCGAAAAUGCUCCAUAUUCUUUCAUCUUACAGGGAUCCUGAUGAUCCUCUGUGGCUUGUGGUUUUCCCAGAAGGCACCGACUACACGUAAUAGUUCUUCCCUGGCUCUUCGCACCCUUUGCACUUGCAGUCAUUUAUGAUGUCUUCCUUGUUGAAUCUUCUGACGCAAUUCUACUGAUUUUUGUCUCAGCGAGCACAAGUGUAUAAGAAGCCAGCAAUAUGCUGCUGAGAACGGCUUGCCUAUCCUCAGAAAUGUUCUUCUUCCGAAAACAAGAGGCUUCUAUGCGUGUUUUGAGACUCUGAGAUGCUCGCUGGAUGCAGGUUCCUCCUUCUUACCUUACCUAGGCAUUUUUAUUUUUAUUUUUUGUUCUGAGCGCGUUGACACAUUUUCCGGCAUAUGAGUUUGAGAUGAGAUCUUGGUACUAAAUCAACACGCGAAUAGGAUAAUCUCUUAUAAGGUGUUUGGUUUUUAUAAGAUUGCCACCCAUAAUCCUGGGUUUAGUGCGUUCAAUUUUCGAUCUGUAAAAGUCAACCUUUAAUCCUGAGUGGUAAUUGCCUGAUCUGGUGCAGUCUACGACAUAACCAUCGGGUACAAGCACUGGUGCCCUCUAUUCAGAGACAACAUACUCGGCGUGGGGCCCUCCGAGGUCCACAUCCACGUCAAACGCAUCCCGGUCAACGAGAUCCCAUUGUCGGAGAACGAUGUGGCUGGCUGGUUGAUGGACAGAUUCAGGGUCAAGGACCACCUGCUCUCCGACUUUACUGCUCAGGGGCACUUCCCGAACCAGGGAACCGAGGGAGAUCUCUUCGCGCUGAAAUAUGUGGUGAUCUACGCCCUGGUGAUCGCGGCGACCUGCACCUGUACCUACCUCAUCACCUUCUCCUCCAUUUGGAUCAAAAUCUACGUGCUCGCGAGCUGCGGGUACUUCGUAUCUGCAACCUAUUUCGAUCUACAACCCUCGCCCAUUCUGUAA